CCUCUACCUCCACCCAGGUCGGCCACUCACGAUUCAUUCCAUCUCUCUACCCCAUACCGGCCACAAUGGACGCUGCAGCUGAACCACUGGACGAUCUGCAUCACAUAGACGACUCGUUGAGGUCUAUACAAUAUGACGAUGGACGUAGAUACCAGCCGUUGAGGCUGGACAAGAUGUUUGCCCGAGCCACGAGCUGGACUUCCACCCCCCAGGUUGGACCUAUCCAAAGACCUCCAACGCCGCCGAGGCGGACAGCAAUGAUCUACCCUUUGCCUCAGCCUCUUCAAGAGAUAAACAAAGGGGUAUCACCACUGGGCAAGCUCUUCCAGUACCCUGAAUUGGUGCCGAACAUUCUCAAAUGCUUCGAUCGGCCCCGAGAAUUGGCUACAUUGGCAUUGGUUAAUCGAGAAUUCUGCAGGCUUGCGCGGAAGCGUCUGUACGAGAUUCUGUGGAUCAGGCCAUGGGAGAAGGGCAGUGAUAUCAAGCUUGGUCUCUUAUUCGAGACCCUACAUCAACAUCCCGAGCUCUGCAAGCUGGUAAAACAUCUAGACGUUCGCUUCUUUCCCCUUGCGACAAGGGAUACGGAACGGUAUGAUCUCGACGAAAAGGUGCAAAAAGCUGUUGCUGCAAUGGUUGAGCUGGAGAGUCUCAUUUGGACACGAGAUCGCAGCCUGAACAAUCCUCUCGUGGACAACAUUGCCAAUUUAAGGCACCUCCGAACACUUGAAAUUUCUGGUCACUCGCGGCGGUACUAUGAUCCUAGAGUCUUGAGUCGCUUACCUGCCUUGGAAGAACUUCGAGUCAUGAUGCCCGACGCAACAUUUCGUGAUUCCUUAUUGGGUCUCGUCAAAUCGUUUGAUGCCAGGAGUAACGGCGGCCUGAGAGGUCUGGCGGUGGUAGCUAAAGUAAGUUUUGAACACCUUUCGACCAUCAUGACAGAGAUCCAGGGAUCUCCGCUGGUGGAUGAUGGUAUGCUUCUAGCAAUGGCACCAUUCCUGCGCGAUCUCAAACGCUUGACAUUCUGGGGAUGUACCAGACUCACUAGAGAUGGUGUGAGGAAGAUCCUGACAGAGGCAAAGGAAUUGGAGGAGCUGAGUCUGGAUACAACCUCACACUCGAAUCUCAACGACCUGACUCAAGCACCACCAUUAUCCGAACUGCACACUUUGUCCAUAUCGUUCCCUGCGCCUAAUAGACUACCAAGUCGACCUGGUCUAUCAGCCUCGGAUCUUCCCUCGCUCCCGAGUGGAUCCCGGCUCACAUCCCUCCUUCUUACUUUAUCCGGAGACAGGGCAUGGAUGCCGGCGGGCGGAAUAUCUCACCUGGCUGUUCAAACCGACUUCACCAAACUCAAGAGGUUGUCUUUGUUAAAUCUCUUUUUCGGAUCAGAGGAGCUCACAGAGCUCAUCGAAACAGCCCCAAAUCUGGAGGAACUAUACCUCAGUAUCCGUUCCCGAAACGUUUUGCUCGACUGCGACGCCCUUGACAAGACCCGGCUGAGGAUCCUGCACACCAACGCACCAGAACGAUGGGGUCCGACCCCAACAGACCUACUGAACGUCGCGGAACGCAUACCGACAUUGGAGCAGAUAGGAACAGGAAACAGGGUUUAUCAAAUACUGAGGCGUUACGACAAGGACGAACCGGUGGUUGAGAUCUGUCGGUGGAGUCAAACUGGUACGCCAGGAUACUUUCAGGUUUGGCGUGGAUAGUCAUUGAAAUAUGCAAU
Molecule: messenger RNA, 1729 nt
Organism: Kockovaella imperatae
Lineage: Eukaryota; Fungi; Basidiomycota; Tremellomycetes; Tremellales; Cuniculitremaceae
Exons: 6
Coding region: 66-1712 (548 amino acids)
Source: RefSeq, a predicted model, not a curated record